Messenger RNA from Dromiciops gliroides (monito del monte), 1868 nucleotides. RefSeq names its product neuferricin. The record is from RefSeq and is a predicted model, not a curated record. The transcript has 4 exons. NCBI's taxonomy places the organism in Eukaryota, Metazoa, Chordata, Mammalia, Microbiotheria, Microbiotheriidae. The coding region runs from base 243 to 698 and encodes 151 amino acids.
GCGCUGGGGGGUGGGGGUGGGGGGGAAUCGCGCUCUGGUGGCCCCUUCCCCCGGUCUCCCCGUGGGGAGGGGAGCUUCUUCGCUGCCCUUGUCAUCCCCGACUAGACCUACAGGUGACCCUUGGCGCCCCCCCCCCAGCUCCCAUCACAUCUGCAGGUCGAGAUGCCUCUCGGGCCUUUGUGACUGGGGACUUCUCCGAGAAGGGACUGAUCGACGACGUGUCAGACUUUUCUCCUUCUCAGAUGCUCAUCCUGCGAGACUGGCUGCUGUUCUAUGAGAAGAACUACGCCUGCAUAGGAAAGCUGAUUGGAAGGUUCUAUGAGGAGAAUGGAGAGCCCACUCCUGCACUCAUCCUGGCCGAGGCUGCCAUGGCCCAGGGAGUUGAGACCAGGGAGGCAGAAGACCAGCAGCGACAGCAAUUCCCUGCGUGUAACUCAGAGUGGAGCUCAGACAGCCCAGGCCGAUUUUGGUGCUCCAAGCAGAGUGGAGGCGUGAGCAGAGACUGGACGGGGGUCCCCAGGAAGCUGUAUCAGCCAGGUGGAAAGAAGCCACGCUGUGUGUGUGUGAGAACCACAGGGCCACCCACAGGCCAGGCAAGCUCUGCCGGCCAUGGCGAUCGUGGUGAUUUGGACAACCCAAGCCUGCAAGAGUAUGCGGGCUGCUCCCCGCUGGCCAGCAGCUGCACCUUGCAAGACUAAGGGCUUUGGGAGCCUCUUUCAGACAGUCCUGGCCAGGACAGAGGAACAAAGGGGCCUGGGAGUUCUAGGAUCAGGGAGGGAAAGGGGGCGGGGGAGGGGGGGGAGAGGGAAGAGAAAGAAAAGCAAAUUCCUGCCCUCAGGGAGCUUCUGAAGACUUGGCUGGCCCAGGCACCCUCCCUCCAUGGGGCUUCUGGGAGGAGGGUCCUCCAAGGGGUGAAGUGACCACUGGGGGCACCAUGGAGUUCUAGCAGGGCAGGCACCGGAGCCCUAGCCUCUCACUCUUGGCCCAGCCCUCUGCCCACCCCCCCAACCCACCCCCACCCCGUGGCCCCGCCAAGUUGGGUCAAGGGUCUGUGGGGCUCUCGGGGCUGAGCAGGAGCAAGGCCAAGGUCUGUGAGAGUUCAAAGGGAACAGGAAGCCCCGGGCAGCUUCUGGGCGCCUGGGUGACCGUUUUAGCAACAAAAGCCUCAGAGCUUAGCAUGGUGCUGGGUGCUGAAUAAGCUGAGUAAUUGAGAGUCCAAUGCGAGUAGGGCUGCCUCUGCCCCUGAAAGCAGCCACCCUGGGAAGGCUAGCCUUGAGGGCAGACACAAGAGCUGUGGCCACCCUCGACCCACCUUGGCAGCAGCCAGCGCCCCCACCAUUCCUCAGUGCUCACUGUGUGCCAGGCACUGUCAGGCAAACACUAGCAGCGCAGCGGACUCUUUCACUUUCUUCUUGUCUGUUUUCUUCCACAAACUAAGAUGGAAAUGUUUGCAUGACUGCACAUGCGUAACCUAUAUCAAGUUGCUUGCCUUCUCAGGGAGGGGGAGGAAUUUGCAACUGAAAUAUUUUUUAAAAGAAUGUUAAAAACUUUUAUACGUAAUUGGGAAAAUAUUUUUAAAAUAAAUGCUUUAUUAAUGUAUCUGUGGUCAUAAAAAAGAACCAGACAGAGCCUUUGCUGUCAGCUAGAUUUGCAGCCCUCUCAGGACCACACCCAGUGUUCUGGCUCAGUCUGGGUGGGGUCCAAAUUCUUUAGAUUGAUUAUCACAUAUGGAUAUUGUCCAGAAUUAAGGGGGUAGUGCAGUCCUUCUGACCUGAUGUAACCCACCUUUGAUGACAUGAACCAGUUAGAUUUGAUUGAUGUAUAAGGACCCACCUCUUACUGAAAAGGAAUAAAAGCCUGGAAAAUUA